AUGGCAGACAAAAAGGCUUCCAACGCCAACGCCAACAAAACGGCGAUGUCUCGCGCCCUAGGCGCUGCUUUCUUGAGUCACCAAGUCGAACAGCUCGAGAAAACAGUGUCUUCGUCUUCUGCGAACUGGAGAGACAGGAAGAACCCUAUUUUGUAUAAUUCCAAUGGUCCCGGCGGUCCCAAGCGAGGGUCAAACUCUCCCGGAAUCAAAGUUGCCCAACGGAAGAUCCCUGCAAAGGAACGGAAAGACAACGAGUUCGAUCGAAGUGUCAAUGCUGCCCCGGGGAUCAUAAGGAGGUCAUACGAGGAGCAAAGAAAGGACAAGGAUGCCGAUGUUGUAGUUGUCGAUGCCAGUGUCCUUAUCCAUGCAUUGUAUCAGGUCAAGAAGUGGUGCAGAGAAGGUCGGGAAGAGGUUAUCAUUGUGCCUCUCGAAGCUCUCAAUACACUCGACCUUUUGAAGAAAGGUACAUCAUCUUUGGCCCAAAAGGCUCGCACAGCGUCUCGAAUUCUUGAAGCCCAAGUCGGGACCAACCCGCGGAUCCGUGUACAGAGAGACGAUGCAUUCGUUUUAUGGGACAAGAUAUCCUUCAACAGCGAGGGAACCGAGUCGUCUCCAACCAACUCCAACGUCAACUCCUGCCCGGAGUGGGUUCGCCGGAUCAUCUGCUGUGCUCGCUGGGAAACCGAGCACCCUGAAGAGGAACUGAAACCUGUACAUGCCGAGAAGCUAGCCCCGAUGAAAGUCGUACUCGCCGUAUUGUCGACCCUGCCGAAUAUGUCCCCCCAGUCCAUGGCCAUGAACAUCGCCUCGUCCGCAGAAGCACCGCUGACGCCCGUCCCGCUGCCCGCUCCCACCGCAACGCAUGCGAACCGGUACGAGGCUCGGUCCACCGGAUCUCUGGUCGCUUCUUGGGCCGCAAAGGCCGGUAUCUCCCUCCUCGAGGUCGACCCCGCUCUCCCUGGCCGCGGUGGCGAGGACGACGACCGUGGUCAUGGCCAGAAACGCUCGCAGGGUUCGAAUCGUGGCCGCCGACCGUCCACGAGUGACUCACAUGGACCCAAGUCCGGACUUGUGGAGCGCCCACCAGCUGUCAUGGCCAUGAUGGAAAUGAUAUCUCAACCUAGCAAGGUCGUACGCGUUUUGGCUCGCGGUGAGAAAUUGGACCCAGAUCCGUGA
Messenger RNA from Psilocybe cubensis, 1176 nucleotides. RefSeq lists its product as uncharacterized. The transcript has 3 exons. Lineage: Eukaryota; Fungi; Basidiomycota; Agaricomycetes; Agaricales; Agrocybaceae. The coding region runs from base 1 to 1176 and encodes 391 amino acids. The record is from RefSeq and is a predicted model, not a curated record.